Molecule: messenger RNA, 666 nt
Organism: Didymodactylos carnosus
Lineage: Eukaryota; Metazoa; Rotifera; Eurotatoria; Philodinida; Philodinidae
Source: the annotation of a GenBank genome assembly
AUGCUUUGCCCGUAUGGGGCCGGCGUCGUCACGUACAAUUCGACCAGAGACUUUGUCACUGUGGGUAUUUCUGCAAUUCAGGGACACGAAGACAACGAUGCCGAUCCAGAUAUCUGGAUCAUCUUUGAAUACGCCGACAAUGUUAUUCCAGCUGUUCCCGAACAGGUGGGCGGCUACCCAGCCAAUUCAACGACUGGCAUGGCCUUCUAUGCGCUGAAACAUCGAGAUGGAGAACCGGAAACACUUGAUUUGUACGUAGAUGAGGGAAAAGUCGGACAAUUUGCUUAUGUGAAGCAAUCGACGAAAGCCGAUAUGGUUUUAAACUCAAAUGUACCAGUCGGGACGACUCUGAAUUACACGCUUCAUGUAGCUGACUAUAGUCCUUGGCUAGAUUAUGCUGCUUGCAUUCGAGUCCUCAUUUCAGCUGGUCAGCAAGAUGGAUGGGACAUACGAUAUUCAAUUGGCGAAGUAGAUAUAAUAGCAACUAUGACCAGCGCUGAUGGAUUUAUCUUCGUCAGAGAGAAUCGUGUUCAACCCAAUACAGUGCAAAGCAUUCGUGUCUCAUUUACUCGGACAUCUGUUGUGCAUCACAACAUGACAUUAACGAUUGAACUGGCUCCUCAUCGUGGCAGUACUGUGGUAGAUUCGCUUCAGUUUAUGACAUAA